AUGGCGGAUAAGGAAAAGAAGAAAAAAGAGAGCAUUCUUGACCUCUCCAAGUACAUAGAUAAGAACAUUCGAGUGAAAUUCCAGGGUGGAAGAGAAGCAAGUGGCGUCCUGAAAGGGUUUGAUCCUCUACUGAACCUUGUAUUAGACGGCACCAUAGAAUACAUGAGAGAUCCAGAUGACCAGUACAAACUAACAGAGGACACAAGACAGCUAGGACUUGUGGUUUGCAGAGGGACAUCUGUGGUUCUAAUUUGCCCGCAGGAUGGCAUGGAGGCUAUCCCUAACCCUUUUGUUCAACAGCAGGAUGGUUAAUGUCCCAUAUUGAACUUCACUUUAUGCCUCAGGUCCAAUGUAACCAGAUUCCUUUGGGAUAUACCAUACUUCAAGUUGAAGAUUAUGAUUUUUGUGUUGGUGGGAUUUUUUUUUUUUUUUUUUUUUUAAAUACUAAAAAAAAUCUGUGUUUUAUUUUUUUUGUGAUGACUAAAAUAUGCUAGCUUAGUCAAGUCAGGACUUGCAUUAUGUAAUAAAUAUUCUAGUUUUGUUCAUGUCUUCCUCUAGGUCUUGGUGUUGUACAAGCCCGAGCUCAGCCAUCAAAUAUUUGCUGUCUUGUCUUUUAUAUAUUUCUACAUGCUAUGUGGGCUCACUGUGUUCUGGUUUCAGUGCUUGAUCAUUAUCAUUAAAACCCAGUUAAAUAUA
Molecule: messenger RNA, 696 nt
Organism: Pelobates fuscus (common spadefoot toad)
Lineage: Eukaryota; Metazoa; Chordata; Amphibia; Anura; Pelobatidae
Gene: LSM7
Product: LSM7 homolog, U6 small nuclear RNA and mRNA degradation associated
Exons: 4
Coding region: 1-312 (103 amino acids)
Biological process (GO): nuclear-transcribed mRNA catabolic process; mRNA splicing, via spliceosome
Cellular component (GO): spliceosomal tri-snRNP complex; U6 snRNP; Lsm1-7-Pat1 complex
Molecular function (GO): RNA binding
Source: RefSeq, a predicted model, not a curated record